CUGAGAGCCGCCGUGCGAACACUGGAUCAUCAGACAAGGCAGAAGAUAAACAAGUAAUAAGACUGAGUAUUUUUGCACAAACCCUAGUGCAUAUUCGCCGGCUGAGGCUCGCUAACACCCCGCCGGCCCUAUGCUCCACCCGGCAUGGCAGAGAGAGCCGACAAUGAGGUGGAGGAGGCAGACCAGAUCUACCUGCUCAUGAAGGAGGACUAUCGGAUCUCUAGGAAUGUGCGUCUGGCGUGGUUCCUUGGUAAACUUAACCAAGUCAUCUGGCCUGCCUCACAGCCAGAAGUGCUGAACUCAGAAAAUGAACUGGACUUGCUGAGCAUCUUACCUAAAGGAUGGCAGCCAGAUUUGUCCCCCAACACUUACCCCUGCGUAUUGAUGCCGUCCACUCGGGCUACUUUCCUGGCCCGGAGAUACCGCUUCAUCAUCGAGCUGGACCUCAGCCCCUCCACAGGGAUUGUGGAUGACAGCACAGGAGAGAUGAUCUUUGAUGAGGUGUUUCACGCCUUGUCAAGGUGUCUGGCUGGUCUGGCUCAACCUUUUAAAGUCCCUGGAACUGAUCAGCUUUUCAAGCCCAAGAUCUUCGUCACCAUCUUGGCAUAUUCGUCAAUUAUUGGCCUCACUUCACACCAGGUUUUGGUUCAAGGAUGUCAGCUUGACAGAACAGACCUUGAUGAGUUCCUGCAUCAUAUCUAUCAGCAGCUCAGAGCGCUGGAGAGCAACAUCGCUGAAGUCCUACAUCAGCAGCAUGAACAGUCUGUGGAGCCAACACAAAGCUCAGCUCACCAUAGCAACAACCUGGACGACCAGCCGUACCGGAAGCAGGGCAUUUCCAUGGUGUCAGCAGAUAUGGGUCUGGUCAGUAUGGUACGUCAGGGCAUCCUGGCCCUGCAGCUGCUGCCUCCAAACUCCAGUGCAGGUAUCAUCAUAAUCACAGAUGGAGUGACAAGUGUUCCAGAUGUAGCCGUAUGUGAAACUCUGCUGAACCAGCUCAGGAGUGGAACCAUUGCCUGCUCAUUUGUGCAGGUUGGCGGUGCGUACUCCUACGACUGCAGUUUUGGCUACAUCCCCAACGUAGAGCUGAUGAAGUUCAUCUCAUUAGCCACCUUCGGCUCGUACCUGCCCAGCUGUCCUGAAGUGGACCUGGACAGCUUAGAGAUGAAUGCCUACCACAAGGCCUUCUUAACAUAUUCCUUCCUCAAGACUCCUGAGUCUAUGAACUCCGAGUACUUCUGUGUUUCACAGCACAAACUGUUCAAUGAGCACCUGGUAUCAGCCAGUGGUAACCCUGCCCUGGUCAUGAGGAGGAAGAAGCACACAGAGAAGGAAGUCCAUGCUCAUUUAGUCAGCGUGGUGUCAGUUCGACUGAGGGAGGGCUACACCAUCAGAGAGAUCAGCCUCACUAAAGGUGGGACUCAGCUGGAGGUGAAGCUGGUGCUGUUAUGGAAGCACAACAUGCAUAUCGAGUACCUAGCAGCCGCCUCCUGGCCGCUGGACCCCUCCAAGAGAACCACCAGGGUGGAGGUGACGAUGGAGGGAAGCUACGACAUCCUGCACGACAUCAGCUGCACCCAGAGGAAACCCAUUACCAGUCCGUACCGCACCUCCGUCAUCCGCCGCUUCUGGAACACACUGCAAAGCAUCAACCAGACUGAUCAGAUGUUGGUGCAUCUUCAGUCGUUUAAUUCGAUUCCUGAAAACUACACGAUUCCCGAGAGCACCAAAAAUGGAGUUCCUCUUUUCUACAUCCCUCCUGGCUCUACGACUCCGGUCCUGUCUUUGCAGCACAGCGGAUCCAAAGACUCCUCUCAGUCCCAGUUUGCAUCAUACUGGAAACCCAUCCUCUCCAUGGAUGCCAACUUCUGGCAGAGAUGGCUGCACAUGCAUCGCAUUGCUAUCAUCCUUGAACAUGACAUACCUGUCCCCAAACACCUGCACACAGCUGGAAACAACGGACGCUACAGCACCAUUCAGUGUCGCAUCUCCCACUCUGCCCUCACGUCCCUGCUGAGGGACUGCAGCAGCUUUGUGCUGGUGGAGGGUUACUCAUAUGUUAAGCUCAUAUACAGUUCAUCUGAUCAGCCUCCCACCUCCUUCUACCUGGUUCGUCUCAUCUCCAAGACACCCUGCAUGGUGCUGCGUCUGGGCUUCCCUAUUGGUACACCAGCCCAUGUCAGAAACAAGAUUGUGGACGAGCUGCGAGAGCAAAUCCUCAAACUUCGCUUCCCUCAUCGUGUUCAAAACAAAGAGGCGACGCCUAAGACAAAGAGGAAGAUUGUUGGCCAUCCUUCUCCAUCUAAAUCUCCCUCCAUCCCUGUACCCAAGCCUGCGCUGUCAGACAGACCCUGUGUGGUGGUGCUCAAUAAACCUCUGGAGAAGCUGCUCAUACGGUAUGAGAAGCUGCCGCUGGACUUCAGGACUCCGUUCAUUUUCAACAUGGAGAAUUUCCCGCUGCCCUCCAACAGUGCCAUGCCCCUGAGCAUGGCGGCCAACCGGACGGCCUCCUCCACCCUGGCGUCUCUGUCCCGGUACUUCCUGCACCAGCGGUGGGUUUGGGCCGUGCAGAGCAGCCAAGGACCAGCGGUGGCCACCCAGGCUGUGGCUCACAUCCUGUCCAUGCUGUCUGAGAUCCGAAUAUCAGAAGGCUUCCACUUUGCUGCCAGUGGCGAAGGCAUCAUUAACAUGGUGAUUGAACUGCCAGUAAAGGGCAUGCCAGGUGACAUGGACAGAGAGAGUCACUCAUGUAUCGUCCAGUAUAUCCUCUUUCCACCUCACUCUACCUCGACUAAGGACAGCUUCUCCACGGACGACGACAAUGACACCGAGGUGGAGGCUGUGGACAUGGACACGGAGCUUAAUCUUGUGACUGAAUGCUGGGUGGAGCCACAGAGCGGCACGGUGAUGAACUGCAUGGACCAGAAUCGCCACUUCCAGGGCCUGAAGUACCAGGAGAUCCCUCAAGCAAUCUUUCCGAGGGAUCUGGCCUGUAUGUCCACCAUGAUGACCUUUGAGUAUUUAAGCCAGCUGUGUCAGAACAAGGAUCAGGUGUGUUCACUGCCAGCUGGACUCAAGGAUAUGCGAGGAGAUGCCCCGACCCCUGAGGACAGCAUCCACAUGGUUCCUUUCCAGUUUGACCUCAUUCAGCUGCUUCCAAAGUGUCAGCAGGUCGAACUCUUCUUCCUCACAUUCAGUACAGCGGUGGAGAAUGAGGAGCAGAUUCACAGCUCCCCCUGUCUACCCAACGAACUCCUGCUCAGCCUCUUCCACAGCAGCCUGGAGCACGAGCUCAGCGACAGGGAGAUCCCGUUAGCCGGCCGUGACCAUGCUGCCUUCAUGCACCACAUCUUAGAGCGAGAACGAGAUGGCCACAUCGCUCCUUUCUCUUUACCUGUUAUCAAAGAGGAAUGUGCGAAGCCUCCAGACCGACAGGACACUAUGACUUCAUUCCACACCACUGGCAGCAGCAAAGAGGUGAUGGGAUCUACAAGCACUUUACAGAGUUUCAGUAAUGCAGACCUGGUGGAUGAAGAGCCACUGCUGUUGGAGAGGAGCUGCUCAACGCCGCAGUGGAGGUGCUACGCCAAGUACAUCAGCUCCCAGCAGCUCCUCCUCACCUUCCUCCCUGCUACCUUCACAGAUGUUCUAAUGCUGAUGGCGUCUGGUCUGGAGACGGAGCCUCGGAGUAACAUCAGCAUGCAGGAGGAUGAUACUCUGACUCCCAGCAAUAAAUCUCAGGCUGAUUCCCUGUCUGGUUCCACCACUGGCUUGGAGGGGUUCGAGUCUGGCCUCAGUCUGGCCGGUAAAAUGCGAAGGAGCUCCAGCAGUGGACCCUUUACUGCCAGAUCACCUCUGCUCUCACCUGCAUCAGAGGGCCUGACUGGACCUGUCGUCUCUCAGGUCCUGGACCAGGAGAGCUGGGACAACAGAGUAUCAGAGACAGAGUCUGGGACACCAGGCUCAGAACUGGGAGAAAAAGAGGGAGUCCAGUUCUCUGAACCACAGAAGGCAGAUCUCCACAUCAGCUUCAGUAGGCAGAUCUCCCAGCAGAGCACCAGUGACGGCUGCCAGUUAAAGUGUCCAGUUUAUGUCUACAACUGCUCACUAGAGCAUCUGAAAGAGCAACUGGUACAUCCCAACUCCAGCCGCCAGCCCAGGGACAUCUUCUUCAGAGCUCAAGAUGCAGAAUCCUGGGAGAUGUAUCAGCAGAUGAAGUUCAGGUCUCUGUCUCAGGACCGCAGCAGUCCGUCCCCUUGGACAGACCUCCUGGCUCAGCCUCACAAACACAAGGAGCUGGCCCAUUAUUGCAGCCUCCUCCAGGAACAUUACCACCAGAGCUACGUCAAAGGUGUUUACCGCAGCCUGCAACAGUCCUACAACGUCAGCUCCCAGGACGUCCUGAUGGCCAUGGACUACUGUGAGGAGUCGCUGCAGGAGAUCGACAUCACCUCCUUCCUGGGGACGCUCUGUGGACACAUCCGGGUGUUCAGGGAGCACGGGAACGCGGCAGGAUGGGGAGGGAAUCCCAAACCUUCAACUAGUCCCGCCACGUUCCUCAUGGGAGAGGUCGAGGAGGAUCAGCCAGAUGAAAGGGCUGCAGUCGCUUCAUCAUACAGUAGUAUAGAAAUGGAGGACACCAGUGAAGCUGAAUCUAGAGGGAAGUCCUCUGCUCCUGCAUCUCCACUGAUCCUGGAUGAAGCCAAGGCAGCCAAGAUCCCACAGUUCCCUCUGACUCUGCUGCAGACACAGCCCAAGUGUGAAGUGUACCCAGAUCUGCACAAAAUAAUACAGGAUAAAUUCCUGGAAGUCCUGUCUCAGUAUUUCAAAAGCGUUCCCUCCAAUCCACACUACUUUUUCUACUGCCCGCCUUCAUCCAAGAAAGAGGAGGACUCUGAGGAUGGGGAGAUUGAGAGGAGACCCAGUGAAGACCUGGUGUCAGAGGCCGAGCCCGCUACAGAAGAUGAAAAUGUAUCGGGCUGCUGCAUCAUGACGGAGAGCGACACGGACCUGGUGGUGGAGUAUGAGGAGCCUCUGGCCACCAACUCUCAUGGGGAGGGUGAAGACCAGUCCCUGUCAGACUCCAACACCGUCAACCAGGACCAGGACUCCUUCAGCAUCCUGGAGGGAGACUCCCUGCUGGAGCCGGAGGGACCGCAGUUGGACAUGCCACCGCUGUUUGUCCACGUCACCUGCUCCGUCAAUAUGAAAAGCUGCCACGGUUCCAUGCCCAUACAAACACUGCCUACCUGCCUUGGUGAGAUUAUUUCCUGCCUGGAGAAUGCUGAGGCCUUCCAAUCUGUGGAUUUGAAUGAGCUCUCAAUCACUCUGGAUAUUUUUGUCCUGACACUACCUCUGGAGAUUGAAGUCAUGGCUGAGUUCCAUCAUAACAGAUACACCUCAGAGAGCAGCGUAUCCUUGAAUCGUUCACCUGGACAGCCCUCCUCCUAUCGCUCUGACGAGGAGCUGAUGGCGGUGUUGGACAGUCUGAGGGGAGGUGGAGUCGACGGGGUUUCUGGUGAUCCCUUAUCCAAACUCCCACUUCCUCACAAGUUAGCAAUUCUUGCCACAAUGGACGAGAUCCGCUGGCUGCUGGAGGAUGAGAUCGUCUCUGCUCUACGUCACUCUCGGGUCAUCGGCUCGGCCACGCUGCAGAAAGUAGCGGAGCACGUUUUACGCUCCAGCGGUCGACCCCACUGUCACUGUGAAGAUGUUCCACUUCAGUUUGUUUUCGGGCCUGAACAGUCUCUGGAAAAAUUCAAAGAGGAGUUCCGUAGAAUGUCAUUCUCUGGCUACGUGCUGAAUGGAGAACAGGACCACUUCUACUACAUGUCCUUGAGCAGGCUGCAUCCACAGAGGAUCCACGCCACCAAAAGACUGUCUGAGAGCACCACAGAACCCCCACAAAACCCCUGUAGUGCUGGAUCUCAAGUGGAGGCUGUGAUUCUGGAGAGCGAGACAGAGACUCAAGCAGACAGCGAGGGUGAGGACAAGAAGUCCAUUAGUGUUGCUGCUGAUGCUCCCUGUGACACAACUGCAGAAGCCAGUGAACCAGUCAGAGCCUUGAAGCCUGAAGCAGAUGACAAUGUCAGCAUGGCGGGGGACAGAGGUCAGCUCAGUACCCCUCAGCUGCAGACUGAGUGCUGCACUGAGCCCAACACUCCCCCCAAAACGCCGUCCAGCGUCAGCCUGGCUGAGUCCAUGCAGUCGGCCUCUCACAGCUGCGGCAAACUCAGGCCAAGUCGAGUUCAGAGUGUCGUCUCCAGCCAGGGCAGCCUGGACUCAGACAUGCAGGGUUAUGAUGGCGGCAGCAGCGACUCAGAGUGUGAGAGCCCCAUUCUGGAUGAGCAGGAGUGUCAGUCGCCACUGAUGCCCGACUUCUGGCUCAUUGUUAAGAUCCACCAGGACAGAGUGAAGGUUUACUCCCAUUCCAGGUGCUUCACAGAAGAGAAAGCGGUCAGUGCUGAGGAGUUGGAGAAGAAGGAGGAAGAGCAGGAGCUGCCUGAAUAUUUACAACUGCAUCAGAUGGUGGUCAGGAAGAUUGGAGAUAUCUGCAGAAUAGUUAACCAGCGUAUGCUGCUGCAGGAUCUACAUGACAGCCAUGUGUGCAACACUCUGCUGGUGGCUGAGAGUGAAGAAGACAUCUGGAAGAACGAGUCUCUCUACAAGCAGAGACUCCACACCUCUGAUGAUUACAACACAGAGGAGAGCUACCAGGCCAGAGACUAUCUGGCAGCCACCAUGCAGUUCAUUCCAGGACAUUUUGCCUGUGAUGUGGUAUGGAGCACGAUCAUCCACAUUCACCCACGUCUCAAGAUGGGACCCAACAUGGGCGUGUCCAGGGCGAUCCAAGCCUUGCGCUCUGUGCUCAACUCCUUCUGUGUGGUCAACAGAAAGAACAUGUUCGUUUACCAGGAACGGACAACAAAAUCAGUCUUCUACCUCAGACUUUGUGAAACAUUACUAACAGGGAAAUACUCUGAUGUGGACGGAAACCUCCACAUGAGUCGAUCCAUUGGACUCGCCAGGAGUCAAGAGCCUUCGUUUUCUGAGGACAUCAUGGGCUCCAGGUCUUCUCUUGAAGGCUCCCGGCCAGUUGGACAGGUAGACAAGCACAUCCUGCUGCUGGUGCAUGGAGUGGGAAAUGCAGGUCCAGAGAUCACAGAUGAGCUGGUCAAGGUUUUGCGUAAGCGCCUGGAUGAGACCACCCUGGACAUCAUCACCGUCAUGCUUGUCAGGAAUUGCAAGCUGACUCCAGCUGAUGUGGAGUUCAUCCAGCCGUCAGGAUCUCCAGCCACCGAGGUGAUGACCUUCAGCCUCCCCCAGUACUGCCUCCCCUGGCUGCCCGCUGUGGCUCACUACCUCAGGCAGAACCUCCUCAUCUUCCUGCAUGUGCCCAAGUACACUGACAGCAACACAGCACACCACUUCAAGCACUACUUUCAUUUGAGCAGUGACUUGGCUGACGGUGAUAUCUACCUCUACAAUAAGCCUGGAGGCCAGGGGACGGGAGGCAAAGGUACCAUGUCGGAGCUGGUUCAGCAACUCUUCCCACCUUCUCAGUUUAAAGGUAUCGCCUGCAUCGCCCUCUCAUUUGUCGACGCCCACGGUCGGCCCCUUCAGCUUCCAGCUCAGGACUGUGCCGCUUUGCAGAAAUCAGAAAACUGCACCAUCCCUCUCGAUCCAGACCAUUUUGAUGAGCUGACCACUGUGGUUAAAGUGGAAUCCAUCAAUGUCAGCUCAGGUACAGAGCCACAGCUGUAUGUGCGCUUUGACAUCUGGGAACAAGGCAACGUCAGCCCCUUACAGCUGAGCGACAAACUGCAGGGGGCGCUGCGCCACGCACUCUGUGAUGUUGUCAUGGAGCUCAGAGUCUUACCAAAUCCUCUUUGUAUUGGAGUCCACUGCCCAGCCACCAAAGCUCAGAAAGAAGAGGCUAAAGGAUUUCUGAUUCCUUUGCCUGAGGUGAAAGAAGUGAAGGACAGCCCCAGGCAGCGCAGUGGCUCUCGGGUCUUUAAAACCAGCCCUUCUCCAAUCACUUUGAUCCAAGGAGCUGUAGGAAGCACCCCAGUGACAGGGACCAGCACACCUGAGUCCACCACACCCACCGGCAGGAGCACCCGCCGGAGUUUCUGGGAUAUACUGAGUAAGCCAGACUCGACAGAGCUUGGAAGCCCCAAGACAACUGAUGACAUAGUGCAAGAGAAAGGAGAGGAAGGCCGAGCGGCACGACGGAGGCACAAGACGGAGAACGUGAAGCAGCAGUGGAGUCAGGAGAAGGCGAUGGCCGUGGAGCUGGAGCAGGCCCAGAGGAGGCAGGCGUCUCAAUUGGAGGAGGGAGAUGCAGGCACUUUGCACCCUGUUUACCAGGAUACCUGUCAGCCGUGGAUCACCUUCAUGGCUAAACUCGGCUGCCCCUCCAUUCAGCAGUGCACGGCUGAAAUAGCUUCACAUUUCCUGCUGCCUUCCAUCUUGGCAGAGGUUGUGAAUUUGGUCAGUUCUCUGGCGAGUGAUACAUCAGUGAAGGCCUUUGAAAAGACAAGCUGCCCUGCAGCUGGAGACGUAUUUGUACCAUUCACACUGGUUCAGAAUCUCAGCCAGCCUCCAGACGCUACAAGGAACUUCAUUCUCAUUGGCCGUAACUUCCACCAGUGGCACUGCAGCACAGAGCAAGAAGACAGUUCAGAUGAGGAAAACACCCCAGUGCUAAAUAGGUUCACACCUCAUAAGGGCUUCCAGCGCUUCGAGGCUCUAGAGCAGAGUGAUUGGGUCGGUCCCAGCCAGACCGGGGCAGGACUGGCUCCCCGCCAAAGGUUCCUCUUCAUCAACAUCCUGGACAAAAAGGUGAUUCUGUACAGCUACAACUGGUCUGUGGACCUCGGCGCCUCUCUGAACCGCGAGCUGGUCCGCCUGGUUAAAUGGCAGAAUGCGAGGGCUCAUGUUGUCCACUGCCUGUUCAACCAGAAGAUGGGCCUCUUCCAUCACUACUGCUUCUCCGAUGCACCCAUCCAUGAAAUGGACUCCAAGCAGGAUCCCAACCCCUUCCUCGGCCCUUCCAUGGAGCCUGAUGCCUUGCUACGUAGUGCCAUUCCUCCUCUGCCCAGUAAAGAGCAGGGCAGGCUGGGAGGCUCUGGCCGAAGUCUCGCUCCGCUCCACUUUCCGUCUGAGCUGCUUCCCUUUGACGAAGCUCUGAGGGAUGUCUGCACCAUCAGACCGUUGAUGGACGGAGAUGUGGUGGCCCGACAUGGUGGCCAACUCUUGGAGAUAAAAGCUGCUGAGCGGAGAGAACUGGAGAAACAGAUGAAGAUAGAGAACCUGUUUGUGACGUGGCAGCAGAGGUCGGCACAGUCCAACAUGCCCAUUUCAGGAACAGACUUGGAGACACUGAAACAGUCAUCCAGGCUGGUCCACUACUGUGCCACCCCUCUCCUCUUUGACCCCAUCUUCCGCAAACAGAUCCAGGAAGAGCAGAUUAUUCAGCCUGUGGUGAAGAAACGGCAUCGCUCUAGCGACUCCACAGCGUCGGGUCGAGACCGGAGCUACAGCACUGACUCAGCGGACAUGUUGCCCAGCCGAUUGAAGGAGGAACCCUGGCUGCUUGAGAUUUCUAGUACCUUCCUCCAGCAGUACGUCCAAUACCUGCAGAGCAUGGGCUUCAUUCUGGUGCAGGUCCGCCCUCAGUCUCCAGCUCGCAGCAUCGCCCGGACUCGUGCUGCCAUGCUGAACUCCAUGUCAUCAGAAGGCAGGAUGUCUUUUUCUUAUGUGAAGCAGAAGAGCGAGGACAGCCCUAAGACGACAGCAUCUGGCACAACUGCAUAUCACCUCCAGAGGGCGCUACCGGGAGGGAUCGUGCUGAUGGAACUGGCUUUUCAGGGGUGUUACUUCUGUGUGAAGCAGUAUGCACUGGAGUGUUCCCGCAUUCCCAUGGGGCAGACGGUCAACUCCCAGGGCAGCCUCCUCACCAAACCUCGUUGCAAGCCGUUUCCAGAUGCCACCCCAGUAUCUGACUGUGCGCUCUCCAUGCUCUUCACCGAGGAGUGUGAUAAAGUGCGGGAUCUGAUGCACGUCCACUCCUUCAGCUACGACUUCCACCUGCGAGUGGUUCACCAGUAUUUGGUCGGCUGCCACAUGACACUGCGCCAAGGCUACCAGCUCACUGACUUCCUUGAUGACUUCAUCUCCCAUCAUCCAGACAUUCCCAAGUUUGGCCGCAACCACGUCUUUCAAGGUGACUUUGGGAGCUUUUCCAUCUCUACGGGAAUGAUAACAGCUCACCAGCUCUACAACUACAUCACUGACCACGCCAGCACGUACGGUAUGAAGCCGCUCCGCAUGUCCAAGGCUGCAGUCGCUACCGACAACAAGAAAGGGAUGCCUGAGCUGCAUGAGUACGCGCUGGUGGCUUUGUGGAACAGUUCGGGCACCUACAAGGAUCUGGAGGGUCUGCAUCAUCACGAUGACUUUGACGUGUCACUGGUGGUGUGCCAUAAUGCUGCUCCGUUUGAGGAGCAGUCAGACGGAGAGAGGCAUUUGCUGAGGUUGCGGUUCUAUGUGAUCAUGACCAGUCAGAGGGAGCUGUUCCCUCGUCUCACCGCUGACAUGCGCCGCUUCAAGAAGCUUCCUCAGAUCCACCGUGAUCCAGCAGAGCUGGGUGGGCGACUCUCCCAAGAUCGAGCAGAGACCUCCGGAUCACGGGGGGCUGAGCAGGACCUCUGGGAGGAAACUUCUUCAGAAGCUGCAGCCGCCUCUGCCCCGAGCGACGGCAACGAGUUUUAUCCUCUGGCAGGGGGUGGACCAGAGGCUCAGGGUUUGCUCUAUGCCUCCCCUCUGUUCCCGCUGCUCAACAACGAGGUGGCGUCCGCCCGCAGACAGAUCCAAGCCAGUGUGGAACAGGCCAUGGGUCACUGCCGCAGGGAUAACCUCUGGAGGAGGCUGUUCCACGGAGAACAUGUGGCCCUGGACAAACUGAAGCUGGCAAAACUGUCAUUCAGUGAGCUGGAGGAGCUGCUGGAGGCGGUGCAGAGCCGAUCAGUGGGGGAGAUCGACCCACAACUAGACUGUUUCCUGACCAUGAGUCCAGCCUGGUACCAGAGUCUGAUCAAAGUCCUGCUGAACCGCUUCCCCCAGAGCUGCAGACACUUCGACGACAACGGCAUCCAGUACCUGGCUGUUCUAAACCAGAAGUUCACCGACUGCUUUGUCCUAGUCUUUCUGGACACCCAAGCUGGAAAAACUAGUUUAAAGGUUGUGUUUCGGGAGCCUUUGCCAACACAGCCGCAGGCCAGCGGUAGCCCUCCUCCUCAGCUGGUGUCCAUGUACCAUCACCUGGAGUCUGUCAUCAACACAGCCUGCUACAACCUCUGGACAGGACUGUUAUAGAGCUGGGCCUACCUCGACUCAUGCCCACAACUGACACAAGGAAAAAGAGAGCAAGAAGGUCUAGAGAGGGUUCAUUUGGAGGAACCCCUCUUGCCAGAUACUCUCCCAGCAGCUACAUCACUCUCUGUGGAGCUGAGCUCAGCUUGCUGUGAUGGAGGAGCAUUUUGCUGGUCAGCAAUGCUACUGUAUUUAUACCACAGUCUGUCUGUGUCCACUCUGAAUGGAUGUAACGGAAACAGACCUUGUGAGUUGCUCCCAGUUCCUUUCUUUCUCUAAAACUGAUGUAGAGUUCUUGCAUCAGUUUGCUCCACCUACCCCAAACUAAAACAAAAUAUCUUCGGACUGCUGUGCAGAAAGUCUCCAUUAACUGGUUCAGUAUCAGCCUUAAGUCUCUGAUUUAUGUGCUUCAAAUAUAAAACCUAAAGGAAAGUGAUCAGAGCUGCCACAUAAAACUGAGCAGACACUGUUUUUUAUAAAUGUCUCACAGUCACAAAACACAUUUUUAUCAUGUUAUAUAAGCAGGUUGUAAUGUGUCCUGUGAUAUUUAUGCCCACAAAUCAACUGACUCACAUUGAGCUCACACUGAAAGUUAGCACAGAAGCCUCGAUCAUUUCUGCGUUUUGAUGAUUCUAACACAAUUCAAACACUAGAGUCUUCAAACAAAGGGAGAGAAAGGCAGAAUACUUUGUGUUUUUCUACCUUUAGCCAAAACAUGCAAAAUAAUGUUUAACUCUCUCAAUCCCAAAAGGUCAGGUUUGAAAGGCAGGUUCUCUUUUUAAAAAUAAUCACCAAAUUCUACCAUUUGUCAGAGCCAGAAACUGUAAUAACCGAAAGAUCUGUUAAAUCGUCAACGUUUAUAAGUCUUCAAAUGUAGUAUGUUUGACAUGUAGACCAAAUCUAACUUUAAAACUGGGAUAUAUCAUCAAAAUAACCUGAUUCCAAAUACCAAAAUAAUAAAGCAUAUGCACCAGAAUCAGUGAAAACCUAAAAAAUUCUGUGCUCCUCAGUGAAACUAAGUUGUUAUAAAUAGCUCAGCUGUGACCAACAGUUGCGUGACAAAAAUGUAGUUUUCAUGUGAAAUACAGGCUGUUUACACAGAGAAAAAGACAGGAGACUGAGAGGUAAAUAAAAUAUACUUCAUUAGUAAAAACAAAAUGCAGCAUGUCUCAGAAACAGUAUGCAGAGGAGCCAGCAAGUUGUUGGAAGAUGCAUUCAGCAUGUUGAUAUAUCCUAGAGCUGAUGGGCAGAGUAGUGUAAAAAUAGCUAGUUUGAGGUUAGAAGAGGUUAUUAAAAUGUAAGUAGUCAAAUAUCUAUAUUGUGUAGAGUCACCAUUUUUCUUUCAGUAUUCAUAACACCUGUAGGCAUUUGGAAAAAUAUUAUACAUACUGACUUCAGGCUUUUUCAGUUCCAGUUAAUUAAAUAUUUAAAUAAAUUAAUCUUUCUUUUUGGAUGAUUUAUGGCAUUAUAAGUUUGUUAUACUGCACAGAAGGCAUUUUUUUCAGUUCUCUCUACUUUUAACCUAUGGUUUUGCUGUUUAUACAGAGUUGCAGGGAUUUAUAUUUCAGUGAGAUAUGAGCCCACAAGGAGUAAGAAUGUGACAGGAGCAAAGAAAUGUAGAGUCUAGAAACUGCUUGGGGUUCAGAGAGUUAAACGAGCUCACUGCUAUUUGUCGGAGAUCUUUGAUCUUUGAUAGCCAAGUGGGAAAUCAGACUGCAGACGGCUCACCAAAACCUCUAACCUGACAGAAAUCCAACUGAUCAUCCAGCAGCCAAAUUGCUGAAAGUUCAGACAGUUAAUCAGGCGGUGUGAUAUCAACAACUUCAAAUAUCUGAUUUUAAAAUAAGUCAGAGGCUAUCGUUGAAUUGGGGCCAAAUCCACACAGUGUCUGCCCAGUUUUAUACUACAAGUAUUUCAUGAGUCAGGGUAUGACUUUAAAGAUCAUCACAUAACUACACUGAUAAAGAGACAAGAUGCUUUAGGAUUUGAUUAGGCAAUAAUCAGAGCAGCACAUCUUUAUGCUGCUGUUCUGUUGAGUUUUCACAAGCGGGGAAGUAAAGGGGGGCAGCAUCGUCGACUGCCUUCACCAACCAGGUCGUGAGGGAACCAUUAAGCCUCUUUACCAGGUGCAGUGUAAGUUGAAACAUUCAGUCAUUUGUAGUGUUUGAUUGGCUCACUGAGUGUGAAACUUGUUUUAUCAAAGCCUUGCUGCAGUCUGGUUUGGACUCGAGCUAAGAAGUCCUUGAGGUUCUCAGGGAUCCGGUUUCCCUGAGGACCUGUAGCACUGAGCCUUUUACUGACUGACUCAUCACUCUGAGCCGAUAGGAGGCAUCCCAUGAGCCUCCAGGCUGGUGGAAGGGGGGGCACCUGGGAGAAUCUCCCAAAGUUCUGAUGCUCUGAAAUGUUUUUACCAAUGAAGACGACUUUGCGGUUUUUCUCUCUCCUCAUCUGUGACAGAGAAACAUCCCAAAUGAAUAUCAGCAGAUUGGACUUGCUAAACGUGAUGCUUCAUGCUCAAAGCCAGUCGUGAGCCAGCAACGGUACACUGCUGAUUAUCUCACUGCACAAGUUUAAAACUCCUCCAGCUUCAACAGUGGGUCGGAGUCAUCUUGGAUCUUGUGCCUUUGAUAGCAUUUAGCUAGCUCUUCACACCACAUCAGUGUUGUUUUUAAAAGUAAGACACAGCUGAGGUGUUGAUGUCCUCAGUAUGAAGGCUUUUAUGUUUAAUUUUCAAAUAUGUCAAACCACUUGAACCCCACUGCCAUGCAUGGUGCCCUGAAGUGCCUUCCUCUGUUUGUUCCCCCUCCCUCCUUUUUUUUCUAUUUCCAAACUUGUGAAGUGAUGCCGUUGUCGUUCCAUCGGCUCUGCACAGGAGAUUUGUGGAAACGUACGCCGGAUGUUGUGCAGUGAAAGUGCCUGUUCAGAGAAAAGUGACAAAAUUGCCUUUCAUAAGCAAGAAAAUGGGUCACAUUAACUUUGGCGAUUUGCAUAAUAGCAUGCCACAUGUCAUCAGCACCGAGUGUUUCCAAAGCAUGUUGGGGGUGAUGAGUUUGACUUGUGUUUUCUGAAACACUGCGGCUGGUAAUCAUACCUCAGUUCGGAAUAGGGCACCGAGCAGCCCGACAUGGGACUGUUACACCACAACAUGAUAUCCACUGCAGGUCCUUCAUUACUGACAUAUUCAGCAGCCUUAGAGGUCGACACAGUUUCACACGUUUGGGCUUUUUGCAGAGCUCAGCCUGAAUGUUAAACACUGGAUAUUCUUCAUGCAAAAUGUGAACUGUAACAAUUUAGCCCUGAGCAUUCUGUCACUGUAAGAUAAACACUGCACUAACUGUAUGAUCUAUAUUGUGUAUAUACAGAACACUUUAUACAGUAUGUAAAAUGUUAAAUAAACGAGUAGGAUAAAUGAGAAUGUUGCUGAAUUGUAAAGUAAUUCAAUUAGAGGGGAAAUAAACCUGCACAAUUACAAGA
This is a messenger RNA of Amphiprion ocellaris (clown anemonefish), 14850 nucleotides long. It is a transcript of the gene szt2, whose product is annotated as SZT2 subunit of KICSTOR complex. Gene Ontology annotation, cellular component: peroxisome. The coding region runs from base 145 to 11379 and encodes 3744 amino acids. The record is from RefSeq and is a predicted model, not a curated record. The transcript is spliced from 76 exons. Lineage: Eukaryota; Metazoa; Chordata; Actinopteri; Pomacentridae.